Diachasmimorpha longicaudata is the source of this 3347-nucleotide messenger RNA. RefSeq names its product cap-specific mRNA (nucleoside-2'-O-)-methyltransferase 1-like. NCBI's taxonomy places the organism in Eukaryota, Metazoa, Arthropoda, Insecta, Hymenoptera, Braconidae. Gene Ontology annotation, biological process: 7-methylguanosine mRNA capping. The record is from RefSeq and is a predicted model, not a curated record. Gene Ontology annotation, cellular component: nucleus; cytoplasm. The coding region runs from base 6 to 2660 and encodes 884 amino acids. The transcript has 3 exons. Gene Ontology annotation, molecular function: methyltransferase cap1 activity.
AGAAAAUGGAUACUGCCAGAGCGUUUGGAGAUAACUUGCACGAAGGAUCGUCUGCUGGCCGUCCGAGUGAACAGGACCUGGUGAACAUUAGAUCGAGGAAGAAGUUUGGAAUUAUUGAAUCUUCGGACGGCGAUGUCGUCCAGGCUUCCGCUUCCCGCAAAAGGUGUUAUAAUUACGUCGCUAAACCGGAAGAGACCGGAAUUCCAACUUUUGAUAAUCCUUCGGCUAUGGUUAAACGGCGAAAAGGAUCUGGUUCUCUCUCAACCCCAAUGAAUCAGAAUGGCUCCCUUCUGGAGGAAUCCUCCGCUGCUCGCCACGUGACUUCGAACCUCGUCCGUACAAUAAUGGAAAAUAUGGCCUUUAUUCGUGACAAGGGCCUGGGUAAGAAAAAUCAUGAUAUCACUGAGCCCAAUCAGGCUUCCUUGCAUAAGGUUCGACGAGAUUUGGGUCAUAGUAACCAAGCUCUGAUCAAAGCCAUUGGGAAAUGGGAUCCAUCCCAAGAAAUCAUAAGCGUCAGGGAAAAGAUCUACUGGUUGAGGAAUGAUCAGGAACCACCAAUAGCAGAGGAUUUCAGGGGUUGGAUGCGCAGGGCUCCCUGGAAAAAAACCAUUGAUGAUGAAACUUUAUUUUGCGAGCCCCAGAUCCUUCACCAGGUCAUAAGCUCGAAGAGCAUUUUUGAUGGUUUAGAAAAACGUGAAAUACAAAGAGCGAGGAUUCAUUCCAAUCCUUUUGAAGCAAUCAGAGAUGUAUUUUUUCUUAAUCAAGAUGCUGUAAAAAUGGCUAAUAUUGACAGAGCCUGCAAUUUCAUGUUCACUAAUCCAACAACUGCAAAUCCACAUGAGAUCCUCUACUUCGCCGACGUAUGCGCCGGUCCUGGGGGAUUCAGUGAAUAUGUCCUGUGGAGGAGGAAGUGGCAUGCAAAGGGCUUUGGAUUCACCCUGAGGGGCUCCAAUGACUUUCAACUACAUAAAUUUUACGCCGGACCACCAGAAACUUUUCAUCCUUUUUAUGGACCCAAGGGUGAUGGUAAUAUCUAUGAUCCGGAGAAUCAACUCGCCUAUCAACAACUUAUCAUGAACCAUACCCAAGGACAGGGUGUUCACUUCAUGAUGGCUGAUGGAGGAUUUUCGGUUGAGGGAAGCGAAAGUAUUCAGGAGAUUUUGUCGAAACAAUUAUACUUGUGCCAAUGCCUGAUUGCCCUUAAGAUUGUGCGGACAGGUGGACACUUUGUUACUAAGUUUUUCGAUCUGUUCACACCAUUCAGCGUGGGAUUGAUUUACUUGCUAUACAGAUGCUUCGAAAAAAUAUCAAUUUUCAAACCGAAUACUUCAAGACCUGGCAACUCUGAAAGGUGUGUAUUGUCUUAUUUUUACAAAAUAAAAGACAUUUUUUUUUUUUUUCAAUUUUCCAAUAAUUCAUUUAAUUUUUCUUUUCUGUGUUCUAGGUACUUGAUUUGCGAGAAGAAGAAGAGUGAAAUUGAGGCUGUGAUAAACUAUCUUUCAUAUGCUACGGAAGUUCUUCUGAGGGGUGACGGGAACGGCGAUAUCAGGGAAUUGGUCCCUGUGGAGUUGCUCCAAGAUGCCGAUAGCUUCUACAACUACAUUUGUAGUUCCAACAACGUUCUCGGAAGGAAACAAGUGAUGGGACUCUUGAAGAUCGCUGCCUUCGCCGAGAAUCGGCACCUCUCUGAGCCGAAGCAGACGCAGAUGAGGAAGGAGUGUCUUGAAUAUUGGAAUCUACCGGACCAGACUAGAAUAGUCCCCAAGCACGUGAAACCAGAGGAAAGACUUCGUUCAAUCGUCGGAGAAUCUAUUGUGAAGUCCCUGAGCGCUCCUCCCAUGAUUUUGACUUGUAAAAAUGUGACAACGACUAUCCUGGAAAAUCCCUGUGAUUGGUAUGCAGUACUCUGUGGAUCAGAUACCAGUGGAACAACACCUAGCAAACAAUUGACUUUCUACUUGGGUAUGGGAAGAACCAAAGUCUUCAGGUUGGUCAAGAAUACCUGGGAGAGGGUCGACAAUAUUGAACUGCCUCCUAAUACAUUGGUUUAUGCUGAACUGGUGGAGGAGUUGAGAGGACUGGAAAAUAAUAUCCGCAGAACUGAAGCAUUGCAUAUUGUCGAUGCUUAUCUCCUGGGAGGAGAGGAUAUCAGCAGAAAUUCACUUCCAGAAAGAUAUGCUCUCAUCAAUAAAUUCUGUGAGGCUCUGUGGAAGGCCAAUAACUCUGCGUAUUGUCCAGUUCGUGCCAAGGAAUUGCAUCCUCUUGAUCGUGACUUACCCAUGAAACUUCAUGUACAACCCUGUACAUUGAUAAACAAGAAGAAAAUAUUAGUACAUUAUCUACAAGAGUCAUUCCCGAGAAGGACACGCCCCGAUAAUGAUCCACUAUCCUUUGUACCAAAUAGUGUGGUAUUCUUGAAGACAACUAGUGCACCCUGGAGACGAGUUAUCAGUAAGAAAACUAGCCAUCAUUAUUACUUCAAUUCUAUGACGAAUGAAAAUUUUUAUGCUAAUCGUCGACCAGAAUCAGCUUGUGCUAGCUUCCUAGAGACAUUUGUCACUCGUUUGCAGUUGCAUUGGCCGGGGGAUUCGUCUCUGUCAAUUAAUUAUAUAUACGAUAAUGUAAAACAGAAGUGCCCUGUUUUGCUACCGCAAGAUUAGUGACAUAGAUUCAUCAAUACUUAGGAAGAAUUAAUUUUAUAAUUUCUCAUUGAGGUAUUUAUUGGGUGGUCAGGAAAAACUUAUAUAUUUUUUGUUUAGCAAAUUUCUUCUUAAAAAACAUUUUUUAUUUUUCUGAUGAUCCCAUAAAUACUUAAUAUUGUAAAAUAGUAAUUAGUUUAGUUUCUAGUAUUAAAAUAAUAUUAUUGGCUUAUUAUUGUACUUAAUUAGUAGUCAGUAAGUGGCAAAAAUUGAUUAAUUCAUAAAAAUUCAUUGUUAAAAUUAUUCAUUUCUAGUCAUGUAGAAAAAUAUUAAAUAUUAUGAUUAAGUCCACUCAACUUUUGUACAAUUCGAAGAGCAUUUGAUUGAAGUUGACAUCACACACUGAUAAUUAAAAUACAAAAUGAAUGAACAAAUAAUUGUUCUAAAAAAUAUAUUGAUGGAUUUUUCUAAUGAAAUUUUCAUACAACUUCAUCAAUGAAAUGUGUGAAUGAUUACGUCAAUUUUUGGCAAUCAUUACCAGUUCUCCAGGAGCUGGUAAUAAUCGACUGAAACUUUAGAUAUUUUAGCGAUGAAUGUAAAUAUUGCACAUUUAUAUAAUAUUUUGGUUUCCAUCAUCAAUACUAUUUCUGACUUUGGCUAGUGCUGACGAGUUGUAAUUCAAAUAACAGUAUGGAAAAUUUGCUUCUA